This is a messenger RNA of Nylanderia fulva, 1741 nucleotides long. RefSeq lists its product as uncharacterized. NCBI's taxonomy places the organism in Eukaryota, Metazoa, Arthropoda, Insecta, Hymenoptera, Formicidae. The record is from RefSeq and is a predicted model, not a curated record.
UUCGAGCAAUUCACACUCGUACUCUUCAUGCGUCCCUAACACGAUUUACAAUCGAUUCGAUUGUAUGUGGCGGUAUUUUUAUAAUUUAAAAAAAUCGUGUUAUUUUUGUAAUUACAAAACAAAUUACUCAUAUAAUAAUAAUAUAAUAAUAAUUAAUAUUGUCAGUAAAAAAAGUGCGUGGAAAACGGGACUUGCAUUCUCCAAGAUGAAAGCCAUGCACCUAGUGGGAUUUUUAUUCUGCAUAACCCUGCCUUUAAUAUCAGCUGUCCAUGACCCUACCUUUAAUUUAGAUCUCAGAAGGCACAUCAGGACCGCUCAGUGUCAAUCGUGGUGUCUGCGAAAUUUCGCUAUAAAACUUAACUACGAAACUGAAAAUGAGGUACUUGCAAACAGCGACUGCCUACAGUGCUUGCAAUCCUGCGACUAUUUCAUUAAGGAUCCCCAUUACGAUCUCAACACCUGUGGCAAACCCUGUAUCUACUCUAAACUGCCCACGGUGAAAGACUAUUUAUGCAAUCAAACGUCUCCGAUAUAUGGGCCGGGUACCAAAAUCGCCUGUGAAUUUUACCUAAAACAUAUACAAAGAAUAGAAGAUGAGUAUGAACUGACCAAAUUACCGGCGCCUGAGAAGAAUAUUAGCAUGAUUAGCAUGAAUGCAUACGAUAGACACGUAAUAUUGUACGAAAUUACAUGGGGAACGUGGGUAAUAAGUAGCGAUCCUACUAUGUACUACAGCAUGAAAGAUGUUACAAAACAAAGAAACUGGGUUAUCAUUGUCAACGAGACUGGACCGAUCAAGCAGUAUAGUUGGGGAAAGUGGCAGCCUACAGUAGAGUCUGUCACACAAAACGGUUCCCUGUUUAAUAUUAACAUUACGUGGACAGACUGGCAGACCCAAUUGAAAAAGCAAUGGGAAGAAAAUAAUAUAUCUACAAAAAAGGUCGUUUUGAAAAACAACUCAUCUUUCGUCGUUACUUGGCAACAAACGUUAUCGGAAAAAGCCGUUAUGGGCAUGCAAGCAACAGAUAACGAAUGGGCACAGAUUUCUGUACCACCCGGCAAAUAUAUGAUUAGAAUAGUUACUAAUGACGGUCCCGGCAGCUAUUCGAUCAUUAUCGACACCAAUAGAUUCACAAAAAAAAAUGUGUACAGUUGGACCAUAUAUCACAUUCACUUCAGAGACUACAUAUCUUUCGUAAAACGUCUCCUAGGAUAUAAUCUAAUAAUCAUAAUAAUUUUUAUUUUCCUUGUGACUUUUAAAAACAUAUUAUUAACAUAUGUAUUUGGGUAAAAAAAGAGAAGAGAGAAAUAAAGUGAAUAUCGUAUAAUGUAUGCUGAAAGAUUUUACGUAUAAGAUGAAUCAAGUUAAUAGUAAUCUUCACUAUUUCUUGAAAUAGUGAUUCCAAUUCAUGUAUCUGUUCAAGUAGCUGUUUUAUCUAUUCAGAUAGAUCAUUCAAUAUAUAUAACAAAGACAUAAACGCAAAUGAGGAUUUACAAAAUGCGAAGAUGUAAACACAAAUGUAAGAUAAAAUUACUAGUACGCAAAAAGCAACCGCAAAUGUGAUUUGGCAGACAAAAAUCAUUGUACCUAAAGAAUCCUAUUAGAAUUUUUUUCGCCUAAUUCGGCAAAACAGCUCAGAGAUUGUACUUCCUCUCAUAAAAAGUAGCGUCUUCCGCUUCCCAUAGCAUGAAAAGUAUAAAAGAUGAAUAAAAGAAUACCUAUUUCCCUUUAUCAUAAAAA